AUGGGUGAAAAUAGAUUGUUGUCAUUACGAGAUUUGGAUGAAUCAUCAUCAGAUGAUGAUGAUCAUGUCAUACUUUGUGCCGCACAAAUCAUUCAAAGUUAUUCUCAAGUGCGUAGACAGCCAGGAGGCUCUGUUCCUGGUCGUGCAUACAUAUAUCGGGAUAGAGAAGCGGGGCACGCGAGAAUGUACCAAGAUUACCUUGCUGAAAAUCCAACUUAUGGCCCGAACUUGUUUCGACGGAGGUUCAGGAUGAAUCGACCACUAUUUCUUCGCAUACUGAAUGCUGUGGAACAACAUGAUGAUUACUUCGAGCAGAAGAGAAAUGCAGCUCAUCAACAUGGACUAAGUUGUUUUCAAAAGGUUACUGCAGUUUUUCGUAUGCUAACUUAUGGAGUAGCAGCUGAUGCCACAGAUGAAUAUGUACGCAUUGGAGAAAGUACUACACUGGAAAGUCUACGAAGGUUUGUUAAAGUUGUAAUAGAAGUUUUUGGAGAUGAGUACUUGAGGUCACCCAAUGAAAAAGAUAUUGAACGGUUACUUGCACUUGGUAAUGAAAGAGGUUUUCCUGGUAUGCUGGAAGGGCCAAAAGUGAACUACAAAAUAAAUAAUCAUGAGUAUACAAUGGGAUAUUACCUUGCAGAUGGCAUUUACCCUUCUUGGGCUACUUUAGUUAAGACCAUACCUGAACCACGAGGUAAUAAGAGGACUUACUUUGCCAAAGCACAAGAAGCGGCACGGAAGGAUGUUGAACGAGCUUUUGGAGUUUUGCAAUCUCGGUUUGCUAUUGUUCGGGGACCGGCACGAUUGUGGGAUGAAGAGACUCUAAAUAAUAUAAUGAUAUCUUGUAUAAUCAUGCAUAACAUGAUUAUUGAAGACGAGAAAAAUGUCGAUCCAAAGGAACGAUUUGAGAAUGGAGGAGAUAAUGUGCAGCCAUCCCAUGAUGUGACAGCAUAUUUUGAUGAAUUUCUUCAUAAUCACAGAAAAAUUAGAAACCAUGAGGCACACUACCAACUUCGUGAAGACCUAGUGGAACAUUUGUGGCAACACCACCCAGAUCUAUAUAGUUAG
Messenger RNA from Zea mays, 1068 nucleotides. RefSeq lists its product as uncharacterized. NCBI's taxonomy places the organism in Eukaryota, Viridiplantae, Streptophyta, Magnoliopsida, Poales, Poaceae. The coding region runs from base 1 to 1068 and encodes 355 amino acids. The record is from RefSeq and is a predicted model, not a curated record. The transcript is spliced from 3 exons.